Messenger RNA from Didymosphaeria variabile, 312 nucleotides. RefSeq lists its product as uncharacterized. The record is from RefSeq and is a predicted model, not a curated record. Bases 1 to 312 code for a protein of 103 amino acids. Lineage: Eukaryota; Fungi; Ascomycota; Dothideomycetes; Pleosporales; Didymosphaeriaceae. The transcript has a single exon.
AUGACCGAGACACAUGCCGAUUUUCUGCCUGCUAGUGGAGCCAUCGUCGUUGUGAUAUGUUCCUCGCAGAACGUUCUCAGUUACGAUCCAAAGGCCUAUGAGCGGCAGACUCGAUUCGCGCAGGACGUGAUGAAGAGGGUAGCGGAAACCAAAUCCCUAGCCGGUGUGCCUGUGGUCGUUCUACUUGUGUCAAAUGGCACGGCGAGGCAAACACAUGAGUAUGGUUUGAAGGACUUCCCUACUCUAGUCACGCUCAAUGACUACUCGACGGCCGCUCUUACCAACGCUGUGCGUGUGCUGUUUGAGAAGUGA